Messenger RNA from Abrus precatorius (Indian licorice), 4046 nucleotides. Its product is annotated as ubiquitin carboxyl-terminal hydrolase 10-like. Gene Ontology annotation, biological process: protein deubiquitination. Gene Ontology annotation, molecular function: cysteine-type deubiquitinase activity. The transcript has 14 exons. The coding region runs from base 344 to 3136 and encodes 930 amino acids. NCBI's taxonomy places the organism in Eukaryota, Viridiplantae, Streptophyta, Magnoliopsida, Fabales, Fabaceae. The record is from RefSeq and is a predicted model, not a curated record.
GCGUGCCAAUGCUAAAUUUCUAGUUUGGUCAAAAUUAAACGUGAAGCUGGGGAAAUAUAUAAGAGCGACUGGGAGAGAGAAGCAGCCGUUGAAAAGACGGUAAAGGUUGGAGCAGUGGGAUCAUUUCGUUACAUUGCACAUUACUCCUCUCCCUGUCAUUGUCCCAGUCCCUGCAAUCUAGGGUUCUUCGAAUAUACUGUUUCCCCGUUUUAGCCUCCGCAUUUUCUUUGUUUGAUUUCUCCGUCACUCGUCCUCCACUUCGAUCUAUCCAAUUGAGGUGAUUUCGACGAUUUAGGGCUUUAAUUCGAGAUCUUCAUUGUGCCUCGCGUCGAUAAAAUCCAUCAUGACAAUCGCCGAUUCAGUUUUUCCGGGAGACAAUGGGGCGAGUUGCGUACCACUUCCACCGGAGGAAGAAAAUCGGAUCGUAUCCGAGUUGAUCAAGGAAUCGGAGCUUAAUUUGAAAGAAGGCAACUUAUACUACGUUAUUUCUAAUAGGUGGUUUUCAAGGUGGCUGUGUUAUGUUGGGCCUUGUGCUGGUAUGCUUUCAACUGAUAAUCAAUCUUAUGAUGGUCAGCAUGCCCACACGGUUCACACAAAGAUUGCAGAUAGACCUGGGCCAAUUGAUAAUUCUGAUAUUAUUUCAAAUGGAAAUGAUUGUGAUAGAAAUAAUUUAGAUAUUCGUCGAAUGUUGGAAGAGGGUACAGACUAUGUUUUAGUUCAUGAAAAAGUGUGGGAAAAACUGUUGGAAUGGUACAAAGGUGGACCAGCACUACCCAGGAAGUUAAUUUCUCAGGGUGUUGUUGGACACAAGCAAUACAGUGUUGAAGUUUACUUACUUAGUCUAAAGGUGACUGAUGCGAGAGAUAACAGUCAGUCAAUUGUGAAAUUAAGCAAAAAGGCUACCAUAGGUGAACUUUAUGAACUGGUGUGCAAAAUUAAAGGAGUAGAACAAAACAAGGCCCGUAUUUGGGAUUACUUCAAUUUGAGAAAACAUUCAUUGCUGACAGUCUCAGACCAGACAUUAGAGGAUGCAAACAUGAUGUUGGACCAAGAUAUUCUUCUAGAAGUAUCACUUGGUAGAGAUCGCUCUUCUCCUUCUGGCAUGGAUUCCAUGGGAAAUGAAUUAGCUUUGGUACCAAUAGAACCUCCAAGGUCAUUUAUGUCAAUUGCAGGGGGACCUACCAUGUCAAAUGGUCACUCAACUGGGUCUAGUCUUAAUUCGUAUCAGGGAAGUUCCCUAAAUUCAUCAUUGACCAAUAUGGAAGGUAAAUGUGAUGUCAAUAAAGGUGAAAGGGGUGGUUUGGCAGGACUGCAGAACUUGGGGAAUACCUGCUUCAUGAAUAGUGCUAUUCAAUGUUUAGUCCACACACCACCUCUUGUUGAAUAUUUCUUACAAGAUUACAGUGACGAGAUCAACAUGGACAAUCCUUUAGGAAUGCAUGGUGAGUUAGCACUUGCAUUUGGUGACUUGUUGAGGAAACUGUGGUCCUCAGGGCGAACUGCAAUUGCACCUCGUUCAUUCAAGAGCAAGUUGGCUCGAUUUGCUCCACAAUUCAGUGGUUACAAUCAGCAUGAUUCUCAGGAAUUGCUUGCCUUUUUAUUGGAUGGACUGCAUGAAGAUUUGAAUCGUGUGAAACAAAAGCCUUACAUUGAAAUGAAGGACUCUGAUGGUAGGCCAGAUGAGGAAGUUGCAUCUGAGUGUUGGAAAAAUCAUAUGGCUCGGAAUGAUUCAUUGAUUGUUGAUGUAUGCCAAGGUCAAUACAAGUCAACAUUGGUUUGUCCAGUAUGUGGCAAAAUCUCAAUCACUUUUGAUCCAUUCAUGUACUUAUCAUUACCACUGCCUUCCACUGUAACUCGAACAAUGACAGUAACUGUCUUCAAUUGUGAUGGGAGUGCUCUUCCCAUGCCAUACACUGCGACAGUUCUGAAGCAUGGUUGCUGUAGGGAUCUUUGCCAAGCAUUAGGCAUGGCAUGCUGCUUGAAGAGUGAUGAAAUGCUUUUGCUUGCAGAGGUUUAUGAGCAUAAGAUUUAUCGAUAUCUAGAGAAUCCAUUGGAAUCAUUAAAUUCAAUAAAGGAUGAUGAACAUAUUGUGGCCUAUCGACUCAAAAGUGGAGGCAGGAAAACAAAACUAGAAAUAAUGCAUCGAUUGCUGGAUAAUAUGAAGGGUGGAGACAGGAAGCUCUUUGGAACCCCCUUGGUUACUUAUUUGGUAGAAGAUCCUCAAUAUGGAGCUAACAUUGAGGCAUCUGUACAGAAAAUGUUGGGGCCUUUAAGAAAUGCAUAUUCUUCUAGUUCAACUAAAUCUCAUGAUGGGAAGGAAAAUGGUUUCAUCUCAUCUGUAAAUGAUGAGCAAUCAGACAACACCAGUACUCAAAGUGAAUCAAGAAGUCUGAUGAUUGGCAGCAAAGAACAAGAGGGAACAUCUUGUGGGGAGUCAUCUUUCCAACUUGUUCUAAUGAAUGAAAAUUCGAGCUGUGAGCCCAUUGAGAAGGCUUCUUUUAUAAAACCCAGCCCCCUUAUAAGAGUCUUUCUUGAUUGGACUGACAAAGAACAUGAAUUAUAUGAUGCUAGCUAUCUUAGGGAUCUCCCAGAAGUUCACAAGACUGGGUUCACUGUUAAAAAGACUCGGCAAGAAGCUAUUUCUUUAUUUUCUUGCUUGGAGGCAUUCUUGACUGAAGAACCUCUAGGACCUGACGACAUGUGGUACUGCCCUAGAUGCAAGGAACACAGACAAGCUACCAAGAAGCUAGACUUGUGGAAAUUGCCAGAGAUUCUUGUUUUUCACUUAAAACGAUUCUCAUACAGCAGAUACCUGAAAAACAAACUGGACACUUUUGUGAAUUUUCCCAUUCACAAUCUUGAUUUGUCCAAGUAUGUGAAAAGCAAGGAUGGACAGUCCUAUGUGUAUGACCUCUAUGCAAUCAGCAAUCAUUAUGGUGGUCUAGGUGGUGGGCAUUACACUGCAUAUUGUAAGUUGAUCGAUGACAAUAAGUGGUGCCAUUUCGAUGACAGUCAUGUUACUCCUGCUACUGAAGGUGAAAUUAAAUCUUCAGCUGCAUAUGUGCUAUUUUAUCAGAGAGUUAGAAGUGAAGGCCAGGUGGAAGGAGAGUCAUCUCAGGUUAAUCCAGGUUUUUAGAGAUCAUGAUGAGGUUCUUAUUGACCAUGAUGAGCUGUUUUGAUGUUCGAUGCCUGGAUUAUAUGCUUAGCACGAUGCAGAGCUUAUGUCUUGGAUAGUUCCUUUACUUCGCAGUUCAAAACUGCAAGGUAAUAUAAAAGAAAAUGUUACGUAUCCUAGCAGCAAUUAAGCAAAAAUGUCUUAUGUGAGGCUCUGGUAAACAUUACAUGUUCAGUGGGAGUAUCAGUUACUAAUCACUACAUGAAUGAUAUCAUUUUUUGAAAGAGAAAUUUUGGCAGCCUAUGAACUUAGAUAUUUCUGGUACUUCGUUUCAUCGGUGGUUAAAACAGAUCAUCAUGAAAUCGUCGUCAUUGCUAGUAGGGCGGCGCUUCUGUUUGUGAAAGAAUUCAUGCCCUCCUUCCAUUAUUAUAUUGUUAGGAUGCUUGGAUUACAUAGAAUUUGCGGGAGAGGGGAUGAACAACAGCUGAUUAUAUUUAUUUAUUUUUUAAAUAAUGGGUUACCCCCUUGCUCUUGUAAUGUCUUUCUACUAAAUCUCAGGUGCAUUACCGACCAUGUUUAUGACUUGGCCGCACGGAUCUUUUUGAGUAUUUUUUAGAUUUUUAUCUGGUAUAGGUCAAAUUGAGUCAACGCCGCAUUUUAUUUUGAUCCAGAACAGUGUCUUCAGUCCAAUUGUUUUCUGUUUCUAGUUAGAUUUCGGGUCUGCAAACUAUUGAGUUCUAUCCCUAUUGUCAAUUGACCACGACCGGUCGACAUUUUCUGUUUGGUUCUUAUUGUUCUUUUCUGCUGCUGGUUUCGUCAAGCUUUGGCAAGGUUUGCUUGAUCAGCUAAAAUUUAUCCCAUUUCUGUAGGCAACAAGUGACUGGUUUCCCACUCAAAAACCAAUUAUAUUACUUCUUAAUGAAAAAUGUUU